Molecule: messenger RNA, 669 nt
Organism: Colletotrichum paranaense
Lineage: Eukaryota; Fungi; Ascomycota; Sordariomycetes; Glomerellales; Glomerellaceae
Exons: 1
Coding region: 1-669 (222 amino acids)
Source: RefSeq, a predicted model, not a curated record
AUGCUUUUGCUGGACCAAAGCAAGUACACUAGACAACGACAGAGCCUCUUGAAUGAUGUCCCAAAAGGUACAUCGAAUCCUGUCGUCGGCGUCGCACGGGCCACCGUAAAAUUCCCACUCUUCUGCUUCGUUCCCCUCCAAAGAUCCCACUUUCGUUAUCGACUUCCCAGCUCCAGAUUACCUCCCGCCUUCGUCUUUUGGAGAUUGAAACGGCCGAGUCCUUCGAUUACGAGCUGCGACCAUGGAAUUGCGUCGCGAGUGCCAUAUCACCAUUUGCGCAUUGAGGGAGCCGUCCAUGCGCAAACAAGACGGAGCGCCACACGAGGAAGGAGCUGUCGGCGUUCUAGCCACAAUAAUGGACUUGACUUUUCGCCUCCGCCUGUGCUCACUCCUAUGCGACGGCUGGAGCCUUGUCACACAGAGCAGCUGGGCUGUUUCGACGGCCCAGGUUUUGUUGGAAGAUCCCUGGAACUCUGGUCCCGUGGACAGAACCGAAGCAGACAGACAGCAACCUCAGCAUUGAAAGCCCAGUGCCAGCCAAACUGUUCAGGGUCUCUCCAUCAUCACAAGCCGCUGGCUCCUCCAAGAUCUUCAGUAUCGGAGCCAGAACUGCUUGGUGCGCACUUCGAUCCAAGCAUCUUCGAGGUCUCGACUGCGCAGGUUUCGUGA